UCUGUAAGGGCGGCUCAUUGUCUAUAACGAUGAACAUAAUAAUUGCUCUUCUGUGUGUUCUGACAAAUCAGGUCAUAAGCCAAACCGAAGAUAUUUUUCCUGCAAAGAUCCUGGCCCAGCAGACAAUUAUAAGUGAAAACAGUGACCUUUAUGUAACAUGCACCACACUUGGGAGAAAGAAAGACUCAAGUGUCCAUGUUUAUUUGUUAGUAAAUGGGUGCGGAAUCCAGAAUCUCACCCAGAAACAAGAUCAAAGUGACACCCUGUUCACCAUAUCCAGAGCUAGUCUUAAUCACAGUGGAAAUUACAGCUGUGUUUAUUCCCCGAAUCAUUAUACACUUUCUGAAGUAGCCAAGAAAGGAGACAACAGCAUUGAGAUUCUGGUCAUAGCCAACUUUCUCCCAGCAGAUAUUUCAAUAGUUGGGUCAUCCACUGUUCAUGAGGGAGACUAUGUUGAAUUCCAGUGCACAGUGUCUCAACACCUACAUACACUUGGUGGAUGUAAAUUCAUCUACGCUUACCUGAGGAAGAAUGUCACGAUUCUCCAAGUGCAAGUCUUUAAUGUCUCUCAGAUGCUGACAACAUUCAUCAUCGAUGGUGCAGUUUUGAGGGAUUCAGGUCAUUACAGCUGCAUAGUGCUGCCAUCAAAAUGCUUCUAUGAGCAUGAGCACACAGUUCAUGGAACAAACAAAGUAUUUCUUCAGGUCAAAGUGGAUUUCAUCUCUCUGGGGUUACUGCGUUAUGGAGUGAUAACCUUGAUGGUAUUACUGGUGGCGUCCCUUUGUGGAUCAAACAAACAGGCAAAUGCACACAUGCUGAGGAAAUGACGGGAUGAGAG
Maylandia zebra (zebra mbuna) is the source of this 838-nucleotide messenger RNA. NCBI's taxonomy places the organism in Eukaryota, Metazoa, Chordata, Actinopteri, Cichliformes, Cichlidae. The record is from RefSeq and is a predicted model, not a curated record.